Miscanthus lutarioriparius is the source of this 888-nucleotide messenger RNA. NCBI's taxonomy places the organism in Eukaryota, Viridiplantae, Streptophyta, Magnoliopsida, Poales, Poaceae. The record is from the annotation of a GenBank genome assembly.
AUGGUUGCCCGCCGCCGCCGCGGCAACCCCGUCGUGCCGAGGAGCACCGUGCGCGUUUACCGCAACCCCGUGGUGACCACAGUGACAGCGCGCCCGGGCGUCGCGCGCCGGUGGGUGCACACCGCCCUGUGGCGGCACCGACGGCCGCGUCUCUACUCCGCCGACGGCGACGGCCUCACGGUGGGUCUAGGCGUGCAGUGGACGCCGCCGUUCCGGAAGCUAUCCCCGGGCGCCGAGCCGCGGCCGGGCACGCUGCAGCUGUCUGCGGGCAACAGCUGCCUGGUCUUCAAGAUCGCGCGGACCGGCGGCGCGGUUCCCCGGAUCCUGCGCCGGUUCCUGGCCGACGCCCGCGUCACGUUCGCCGCCUACAACGUGGCCUCCGACUGCCGGAAGCUGCGCGCGCACCACGGGAUCGAGGUGGCGUCCACGCUGGAGCUCCGCAGCGCCGGGGAUGGUCUGGGCAACGCGCCCAUGGCGGAGAUGGCGAACCGGCUGCUGGGCAUCCCCCGCGGCCGGGUCGAGAAGCCCCGGUGGAUCGCCACGAGCGAGUGGGACGGGAGGAGGCUGUCGUGGGGCCAGGUGCGCUACGCCGCCGCCGACGCCUACCUCUCGUGCCGCCUCGGCGAGCGCAUCCGCCGCCGCUCCCGCCGUGGCAUGCAUGUCGUGGAGAUUGAAGACGAGUACGAGUCCAGCGACGGCGACGAGUCCGUGGAGAGUCGGGAGCUGGAGCCUGCAGACGACGACGACGGUGACGACGGCCGGUGGACGGAUCGGUUCGUAGGGUUCAUUGGAGGAUGGGUGCAAGACGAAGAGGAUAGGUACGGUUUGGAUGAAUACGAGAAUAAUACAUGCCUUCCUUAUCAAACCCCAGCUUUUGUCAUAUACUAG